Epinephelus lanceolatus (giant grouper) is the source of this 1622-nucleotide messenger RNA. Its product is annotated as alpha-2-HS-glycoprotein. Gene Ontology annotation, cellular component: extracellular region. NCBI's taxonomy places the organism in Eukaryota, Metazoa, Chordata, Actinopteri, Perciformes, Serranidae. Gene Ontology annotation, biological process: negative regulation of endopeptidase activity. The record is from RefSeq and is a predicted model, not a curated record. Gene Ontology annotation, molecular function: cysteine-type endopeptidase inhibitor activity.
CAAACAAAACAGAACAAACUUCACUUUAAACUCAGCUCUGUCUUUUGGCUCCUGCCUGAAACCUCGGCCACUAUGGACAAAUCCAUCUGCACAUUAUUACUGCUAUUAUCCCUGCUGUUCAUUCACACUCAGUGUGUGUACGGCGAGGGUUUUGCACUGUCACCCAUCCAACUUGCUCCCAUCCCCUGUAAUGACAAAACAGUGGAGAAGCUGUCUCGUCUGGCUGUCACUUACAUCAAUGAGGAUCGCACCGACGGCUACAAGUUUGCCCUCAACCGCAUUGCAAAUGUCCACCUGCAUGCUCAGGGCCCAGCAGGCAAUGUGUAUUACCUGGACCUGGAUGUCCUGGAGACCAAGUGUCAUGUAGGUAGCCCAAAACCAUGGAAACGCUGUGACGUCAGACCAUUCAUGGAAACACAAAUCUCUGGCAACUGUAACACCACCAUUCUUCACACACCAGACGGAUACUCCUACCUGUACAGCUACGACUGCUUUCUUGUCCCAGAUACUCCAGAGAAGCUCCAGCUGACCUGUCCAACUUGCCCCCUCCUGCUCCCUGAUGACAGCCCACAAGCAUUGACUGCUGCUCAGGUCACUCUGGCUCACUAUAAGAGACAGUCCACACUGAGUGCAGGGCUUGGGGUGAAGAGGAUCACCAGAGCUGCAGCACAGUCUGUGCCAGUGAAAGCCAGCUUCGUGGAGUACACAGUCCAAGAGUGUCCGGAGGGACUGACAGAGAGAGGCACCUGCCAGCGACUGACAGUCAAGUCUGACACAGAGACUGCAGGUUUCUGUGUGGGAUCUGUGCACGGAGACUUGAAUGUCCAUCCUGAUGUCCAGGUGUCCUGUGAGAUGUUCAAAGCACAGAAUGUGGACAUCCUCAGACCAGUGCAGCCUCAGGGUCACGACCUCCCACUAGACCCUAUGAUCCCAACGUUCCCGCCUCUGAUCGAUGACCCAGGAAAUGAUCCGCUGCCUGUUCCCUCUGACCCCACACUGCCCCCUGUUGUUCAACCAGAGCCAUUUGACCCCACGCCAAUUCUCCCUGCACCCUUUGACCCUGUGCCCUUUGAUCCCCCUGUUGUGGUCAACCCCUUGAACCCCCUCACGUCAUCGUCCAGUGAGUCAGCUGAGGAUCUAGUAAACCAGCAGCAAGGACCACCAGGUGCUGGAUCUUUUGCUUCAUCUUCUGAAGAGAUAGGAGGCCCUAUAGCACUGCGGCCACCCUUUGACUUCCACUACCAGAAGCCUGAACGCAAGAAACGGCAGGCCCUGAUGGAGACCUCACCCUCUCACGACCCCAUCUUUCUGUCUGAUUUCCCCAGCGGAUCCUCUCCUUUCCGCUCCUGUCCUGGUCCUUCUCGUUACACCACAGUUUAACUAGUGCUGCCAGUGAGGGGGUGGGCCGAUAAACUGCUCCAUUCCCUGUCACUGGAGGCUUGUAAUAAUUUGUGCUAAUGAGAGGAAUGCUGUCUCUUCUCACUGGCCCCGAAAUCACCUCUCUGCUGCUACUGUAAUACUGCUCCAAACGUAGCCAGUGCUUAAACCAUAUGUAUUUGAAAAUGGCUUAAAAUAUUGGAACAAUUUCAAUAAAUCUUGGUUUGAUGAACUUAUAUAUCUUA